CUUUGAUUGGAUAACAUGCUCCACAACAUUGACGUCAUCAGUAGCAAUAUGGCAGCUCCCAUGAACAGUGUGGGUAAAACCUCAGCUGACCGUUUACAGGCUAAUUGUACGAGCUUUCAGAAGAAAACAAGGAGUAAAUUGAUCUCUAUACCCGGGACGAGACCUUCGGUCCAAAACGGACAGCUCUUAGUUUCGACCGGUGUCACGUCGCUGGACUACCUGCUCGGUGGUGGAUUAGCAGUUGGUACAGUGCUUCUCAUUGAGGAGGACCGAUUUGACAGCUACUCCCGCAUGAUCUUGAAGUACUUUCUGGCAGAGGGAGUGGUGUGUCGGCAUGAACUUUUUGUGGCAACAGCUCAAGAUAACCCUGAUGAAAUCCUACAGGAGCUUCCAGCCCCUAUCUUGGAUGAUGUUGCUGUUCCUAAACCCGUGGAGCAGCCCAGACCGACUGGUGAACCCCAGGACAGCUUGGAUGCCAUGACGAUAGCCUGGCGCUAUCAGAACCUGCCUAAAGUACAGAGUGCUUUGGCAUCUUCCUCUCGAUUCGGACACUACUAUGACGUCUCAAAGACGAUGGAGGCAGAGAUUCGCCAAGCGGCCAAGUGCCACUGCUUCUACCUUCCAGAUCACAUCACCCCGUCAUCAGCAGCACACAGUGCCAGAGUUGAGUCCUACUCUGCCUUACUGAAGUCACUGCAAGAGGUCAUACACAGAGAGGGCUUUGAUUUGGCGACCCCCAUGUCAAAGUCACGUAACAUCCUGCGUGUGGGGCUUCACUCUCUGGGCUCAGCUCUGUGGGGGGACGACCUGUGUUGCCAUGACAAACCUAGACACAGCCACGCCCUGACUACCUUUCUGUAUGGACUCCGUGCGUUGUUGAGGUCAUCGCUUUCGGUUGCUGUAGUAACCUUACCAUCACAUCUCAUCCAGGACAGAGCUCUAAUGGGCAAUAUAACCCGGCUGUGUGACAAUGCCAUCGCCCUGGAAUCAUUCAAAGGCUCUGAGAGAGAGACCAACCCUCUCUACAAAGACUACCACGGCCUGCUGUUUGUGCGCCAGGUGCCUCACCUGAACUGUCUGGCCAGGCAACUCCCUGACCACAAGGAUCUGGCUUUUAAGCUCAAGAGAAAGCAGUUUACUAUUGAGGUAUGUUUCCAGCUUUAAUCUUUGGCGCACUCU
Messenger RNA from Poecilia latipinna (sailfin molly), 1179 nucleotides. RefSeq names its product elongator acetyltransferase complex subunit 4 (gene elp4). Bases 16 to 1164 code for a protein of 382 amino acids. Gene Ontology annotation, cellular component: cytoplasm; elongator holoenzyme complex; transcription elongation factor complex. The transcript is spliced from 9 exons. Gene Ontology annotation, biological process: tRNA wobble uridine modification. Lineage: Eukaryota; Metazoa; Chordata; Actinopteri; Cyprinodontiformes; Poeciliidae. The record is from RefSeq and is a predicted model, not a curated record.